Molecule: messenger RNA, 584 nt
Organism: Carica papaya (papaya)
Lineage: Eukaryota; Viridiplantae; Streptophyta; Magnoliopsida; Brassicales; Caricaceae
Source: RefSeq, a predicted model, not a curated record
UUCAGACUUUAUAUGAGAGAAUCCUUUCUGCUAAGACAAAUUCUAUAGGUGGUGAAAAGAAAUGGAGAACUUCAAAAGACGCUUGCUCACCUGACCCAUAUGCUAGAUUUAUGAGUGUACUGUAUAACUUGCUUGAUGGAUCUGCUGACAAUGCAAAGUUUGAAGAUGAAUGCCGAGCGAUCAUAGGAAACCAGUCGUAUGUGUUAUUCACUUUGGAUAAGCUAAUAUAUAAAUUGGUCAAACAGCUUCAAGCUGUUGCAGCUGAUGAGAUGGAUAAUAAACUUCUUCAAUUAUAUGAAUAUGAAAAAUCCCGUAAAGCUGGGAAGCUAAUGGAUUCAGUAUAUUAUGAAAACGCACGAGUGCUUCUCCAUGAAGAGAAUAUUUACCGAUUGGGAUGUUCAUUUACUCCAUGCCAUCUGUCUAUUCAGCUGACGGAUAAUGUUAUUGAGAAGCCUGAGGCAUUUGCAGUUUCCAUGGAUCCAAAUUUUACAGCUUAUCUGCACAAUGAUUUUCUAUCCGUCUUUCCAGGGAAAAAAGAGCCUCAUGGCAUUACUUUAGAGAGGUACUAAAUAUAAAUAUAACAU